Perkinsus marinus ATCC 50983 is the source of this 315-nucleotide messenger RNA. RefSeq lists its product as hypothetical. The transcript has 3 exons. NCBI's taxonomy places the organism in Eukaryota, Perkinsozoa, Perkinsida, Perkinsidae. The record is from RefSeq and is a predicted model, not a curated record. The annotation marks the transcript as partial.
AUGUAUCACAUCAGGAUUGCUCAAUUUCAGGCUGAAGAUUGCCUAGGUGCAUUCGGUGGUACUACACCGGAGCUUGUGGUGGUAGCCUCCAAGGCAUGGCAGUUGGAAGAUCCAGAUGUCGUUAAGAAACAUCUUUCUGGUUUGCUCAGUGAUGGAGCGCCUGUGCUUAGCAUUCAAAACGGCAUUGGAGCUGUUGAUGCGUUAUCGGUCGUGAGCAAAAAUAUCUUCCAGGCGGUUACUAACAUUGGUUGCAACCUACCCCGUCCUGGCGUGUUGGAGGUCAACGUCUUACCUGGCACUGAGGCGUGGAUGAAG